CGGACGGAAACGCCGGAAGAACAGACUCCGCUCUCGACCUCCAUCGAGGUACGAUCUAAGAGAUCACCAGAGCAGAAAAGGCAAACCAGAGCCAACUCUCCUCUAAGGAGAAAACUCGCAAGCCACACGAGUCCUAGAGGCAGCAUCCUGAAGCCCACCAAGAGACAGCCUCAGGGCGAGGCUGGAAACAGCGCCCGAUUACAGCUCCGCAAACAAUACUACGAAUUGUUCGGGAGCGACAGCGAAGACGAGGAUGAUCGGGAACCCGUAGGACUCCAGCUCGGCUCUCCGGUUUCUUCCUGGUCCUCUCUACCAACGACGCCGUCUCCAACGCGGAUACCCAGCACACCGUCUCCGCGGAAGCGACCGCGUACCAGGGUAUCACCCAGGCGACUCGCGCCAAUACGGAACGAGGGCCCAGGAGGAGCACUAGCGGAAACAAUCCGUCCAUGGAGGCUUCUACCCGUGUGCCUCCCGCCAGUUAGGUGCACCCGACCACCACUGGAGAAGCUCACGACGUGGGACGUGAGAGCCCGACGUCCGCUCUCACCCCGGUACGCGUCUCCACCAAAGAAGGUGUCGUCCACGGCCCAGGUUCACCGGGCCACGCAGACGUCACCACGGAAGCCGAAUCUCGCACCAGGCGUCAUCAGGAUCCCGACAGCGCCGAAGAAUCCUGAUCCACGAGUCAGCGGCGUCAGACAACCAGCGUCUCCACGCAAACACGCACGGCCGGGGAAUUUUCGAGCCCACGCCGGCUCGCCGAAGAAGCCAGCAUUACGCGGGACCUUUC
Messenger RNA from Odontomachus brunneus, 793 nucleotides. Its product is annotated as proteoglycan 4-like. The record is from RefSeq and is a predicted model, not a curated record. The annotation marks the transcript as partial. NCBI's taxonomy places the organism in Eukaryota, Metazoa, Arthropoda, Insecta, Hymenoptera, Formicidae. The transcript has a single exon.